This is a messenger RNA of Coregonus clupeaformis (lake whitefish), 3261 nucleotides long. RefSeq names its product growth arrest-specific protein 7. The transcript has 10 exons. The coding region runs from base 98 to 1147 and encodes 349 amino acids. Lineage: Eukaryota; Metazoa; Chordata; Actinopteri; Salmoniformes; Salmonidae. The record is from RefSeq and is a predicted model, not a curated record. Gene Ontology annotation, cellular component: plasma membrane; actin filament; cytoplasm. Gene Ontology annotation, molecular function: actin filament binding. Gene Ontology annotation, biological process: neuron projection morphogenesis; actin filament polymerization.
UCGACUCACCACAUCAGGCAGGCAGCAGGCAGGCAGUGAGAGGCAGCCUCAGUUGCAGGAGCAGGGAGAGGAGCAGGGGGAGAAGAGGCGUUGUGUGAUGAUGGAGGCGGCCAGCUUUGACAACGAGGAGAGCUUUGACGUUGACGAUGCCUCCUGUCUCUCCCAACAGAACCCGGGGAACAACUCCCCAGCCAAGAGGCAGAACAAGGUGAUCAAGGAGACCAAGAUAACAAUCAACUGCGUCACCUUUCCGCUGCUCAGUGUGACACCAGAUCAGCCAGAGCAGCAGCUUCUGAAGCCCAAUGAGUGGAGCUACUGUGACUACUUCUGGACUGACAAGAAGGACCCCCAGGGGACCCCCUCUGUGGGCGGCUUUGAGGUGUUGCUGCAGAAACAGCUGAAGGGCAAACAGAUGCAGAAAGAGAUGGCUGAGUUCGUCCGGGAGAGGAUAAAGAUUGAAGAGGAAUACUCUAAGAACCUCUCCAAGCUCUCCCAGAGCCCCUUGGCUGCUCAGGAGGAGGGAACCCUUGGGGAGGCUUGGGCCCAGCUGAAGAGGAGUUGUCAUGAUGAGGCUGAAGUCCACCUCAAGUUCUCCAACAAGCUCCAGUGUGAGGUGGAGAAGCCCCUGCUGACGUUCAGAGACAACUUCAAGAAGGAGUUGAAGAAGUACGAUCACCACAUCAUAGACCUCAGGAAGCAGCUGGCCAGCCGCUAUGCAGGCGUGGAGAAGGCCCGUAGAGCCCUGGCAGACCGGCAGAAAGAUCUGGAGGUGAAGACCCAGCAGCUGGACAUCAAGCACAUGAACAAACACGAGGAGGACAUCAAGAAGGCCCGGCGGAAAUCCACACAAGCAGGUGAUGACCUCAUGCACAAUGUGGACCUGUACAACCGGGCCCAGUCCAAGUGGUUUGAGGAGAUGGUCACCACAAGCCUGGAGCUGGAGAGACUUGAGGUUGAGAGGGUGGAGAUGAUACGACAGAAUUUAUGCCAGUACACAACGCUGCGACAUGAAACUGACAUGUUCAACCAAAGUACGGUGGAGCCAGUGGAUCAGCUGCUUCAGAGUGUGGACCCAGCCAAAGACAGAGAGCUGUGGGUGCAGGAGCACAAGACCGGGGAGCUCCGCCCUGUGGACAUGGACAUAUAGACAACUACACUGACAUACCUCAAGCAACCAGAGGGUAACACCUCCACCUCCAUACUGUCAGAAUCCCAGGCCUCUCACAGAACAUUCCAACUACAGCUACAGGUGCAGGUGCAUGUAUGUUCAGGAUAAGGUGAGGCCUGCACAUUCUGUCUAUGAUGAUAUCAGAAUAGCACAAUGUUAUCACAGUGAUAACUGAAGAAAAGUUAGCAUUCCCAAUGCAGUGCUUUUGAACAUACAAUGGAAAAACAAGAGAUAGAUCAAUAGUCCAAAUACCAGCAUGUUACAGUAACACAAUGUUUGAUAGUUUUACUCUGUAUAAUGAAUGCCACUAAACAAGCUUAAACAAUUAAUUUGUUGUUUAUCUGUUGUCAAAUUAGAAGUUUACACUAUUAAGAAUGAUAUUUCAUUUUUCUGUAUUUGAGGAUUUGAUUGGAUGCAUUGUAAAACCUCCGAAUUUUGGCAUAUAAACUGAACAACUAAUUAUUAACAUUUCACUUUAUUUUAGAUAUUGGAAUAUGAAACAUUAUGUGAUAUCCUAGAUUAAAUAUGAUAUAUUUUCAUCUUUAUGCCAAUUCAUUUUACCUGUCAAGAUAUGCAUGUUUUGGGAAAAUAUCUUACAUUUAAUGUAUAUGGUUAAUUGCAUAUUUGUGAAAUAUGGUGGCUGUCUUGGCACUGUAGAACAAUGUAUAUGGGAUGUGUUUACAGAAAGUAUAUACUCCAAGUUACUACACUCAAUGAACAAGAGUGAAACAACUCAUUAAGGUUUGUCAUGAACAUGAAUUUAUGUACAACAUUGAUACACAUGUCAACCUCUCUCAAAGUUGAACAGGGUAAAAUGAUUAGGAUUGUGAAACAGCAUGUUUGUCACAAGUCACCUCAUGUGGCAGAUUGGAACAUAGGCCUGAGUCUAUUUUGGAUCAGUGGUGAGACAAUGAUGACGACGAUCCAUGUUACAAUGAACACCUUUUAGUGCCUAAAGGUUAUAAACAGUACCUGGAAUGUUCUUGAUAUAUUCUAUUCUGCAUCAGUGUAUAUUUGUAGAUACAAGCUAGAUGUAUUUUGCUGUUAACUGUUUAAGUGGCCUUGCACUUUCGGCCAGCUAAAUGUUUACCUUGUUGUUUGUCAAUGAAUUAUACAAGGUGUUUCACAUAAGGAUAAUAGUCAACAGAUUCUAAAAUCAUUCAUUUAUUUGCACGGGCACUUUGUGAGUCAACCAUUGCUUAGAGUUGGGAAUUGCUAUUUGGCAUUUAUCCUAAAUACAGUACACUUUGUAUAUCCAAGAGGAGUGCUCAGUUGGAAGCUCCAAGUCACAUUUAAAUGACUCGCAAAGCUCAUCAGAAAAAGUGGUCAGUGUUACUUGCACUGGAACCUGUACUUGUCCAUACAUUUCAUACAGUAUGCUAUUCACAGAUAAUAGCAUAUCCUUUAGCCAACAUAUCCACCUAAACAAACGUACAUAACAUAAUAUAAAAGACUGCAUGUUUGUGUGUCUGUCUGUCUGUCUCUCUGUAUUUUGCUGUGGGUUAGUUAUUCUGGAAGUACAACAGAGAAGGGAUUUAUUGUGUUAUUGGACCAUCUCCUCAAACUAUCAUUCCUUUCAAAUUCAAAUCUGGAUAAUACAUUCACGAUGACAAGACAUGCAUACAGAGAAAAGUUUACCGGUACAAAAUCUAUUCAGUAUAUACAUGCCUUAUCCGCAUUAUUUUUAUAUGAGAAAAUAUGAAAAUAGCAUUCAAAUGAUUUUUAAAAAUCAAAUCAGAUUCAGCAUGAUUUUGAUUUGCAUUAUUCUAUCCCAAACUACUACCGAUUGAAAUGUUGUACUUAUUGUAUAACUUAUCCUGCUACAGUAUGUGUCAAUGUUGUAUAUUAUAUGUGUUAUGGUAAAGUUCUUACGUUAGAAGUUAAUGUACUUAACUAAAUCAGUCAUUUUGUAUUAAUGUUAAUGUUGAUUUAAUUGCCUUUUGGUUACUGAUUUCCAUUUCUCAAGUACAUCAAUUCAAAUGUUUCCAAUCUUUAAAGAAAUGUCAAAUCAUUGGUAACCUUUGUCCAGACAAUAUACUGUAGAAUGCUGUGUCUACAAUAAAUAGUUUCCUUGGAAAUACGAUUUGACAAGA